AGGGAGUUCCAGAACAUGUUAUUGGUUAAAGGUAGUGGUGACAUGGCAUGAAACCAUUGGUGCAGCUGCUAUAACACUAACAUGAAAAUUCAGCCGGACAAGAAACACUCUCACCUCAUCCACACACAAUAAUAUCCAACUCUCUUCACCUUCAUCAAAACACUAGCCGCACUCCAUGGCCACCGUCAUCGAAUCCAUCGCCGUCGUCCCUCGCCCUUCUUCUGUCACCCGGAGUCCUCUCAAGUUCUCGCGUUACGUGGCCCUAACACUCAAGCCCAAGCCCAGGCCCAUUUUCACUGCUACGCCUACUUUCAGAACCGCUACCCGCACUUCACGUGUAGUGUGCGAAGCCCAGGAUACCGCUGUCGAUGUGGCUCCUAUAACUGAAGCAAAUUGGCAAUCACUUGUGCUUGAAUCUGAUUCACCCGUUUUGGUUCAGUUUUGGGCUCCAUGGUGUGGUCCAUGCAGAAUGAUCCAUCCUAUACUUGAUGAACUAGCAAAGCAGUAUGCUGGGAAACUCAAGUGUUACAAACUCAAUACCGAUGAGAGUCCUUCAACUGCUACGCGCUACGGAAUUCGAAGUAUCCCAACUGUUAUGAUCUUUAAAGAUGGUGACAAGAAAGACACUGUUGUUGGAGCUGUGCCCAAGUCGACUCUAACAUCCACCAUAGAAAAAAUCUUAUAAGCACUUAGUUUAGUCAAUGUCUUAAAUCUCCUCCAAAAAUAAUUCAUGAUGAACGGGAAGAGAUGUCAACUUCUUAUACCAUUGUGUACUAGUCUGUUUAAGGCCAUAAAGAAAUUGGCAAUCACUUGUGCUUGAAUCUGAUUCACCCGUUUUGGUUCAGUUUUGGGCUCCAUGGUGCGGUCCCUGCAGAAUGAUCCAUCCUAUAUUUGACCGCAAAUGGCUUACCAACAGCGCUUUCUCUCCUCCCACAAUCACCAACUUACCAUUCUUAACAAAUUUGAGUUUCUGAUGCAGAGUAGACGUGACAGCACCAGCCUCAAUGAGGAGAGGUUAGAUUCAGUUCUUUUUAAUUGAAUUAAAUAGCAAAACAAACUGAUUCCUUUAAGAUUUUCCUGGCAGGUCAUUCACUUGGAGUUCAUUGGCUGAAGACUAAUGCCAAUAAUGGCUUAUUGCCUGACCUCUGUAGGUGAUCCAGGAACAGACGAAUCGUUUCGGACAUGCGCCGCCCCAUGUGCAUAACCAGCCGCGUCUUCUGGGCAUGCUGGAGAAACAAGCCUGUACAAGUAAUGGCGAAGUCCCUCCCACGCCCAAGCAUCAUGUAGCUUUUAUUGUCAAGAUCCUCACAAAAUUGGCUUCUGCAGGGAAACUAAUAAUUUUGUAAUUGGAACUGAAACGUGGAUGUUGGUUCGGUGUCGAUGCUAAGUCGAGUUGUCUUUACUGCUAGUGUGCUUGGAAUGGUAUGAAGACAAGUCAGUACAACCACCAAAUGUUAAUUUCCAUUAGGGGUGUUAGGUGAGUUAGAAAUGUGGGUUUUGGUUGCGUAUUUUGGCGGUUUUGUUAUUCAUUCUGUCAUGGCAGGAUCGCAUGGUCGUUUAAAAGUUAACGAUUAUUAUGUCGUCAAUUGUUAUUGUUUGUUUAGUGUGAGGAUACUUGUGAGCUGAUGUUGUGCAGGUAUGAUGAGGAUAAAAUCAAUUAUGUUAUGAAUAUGUGUCGGUACUGUCGUAUUGGAUGGUGGCGAUCGUUUGUUUUAUCAUGGUGGUUAUGAAUAUAUGCAGUUAUGCGAAUGUGUUGUAGCUA
Messenger RNA from Lathyrus oleraceus (garden pea), 1762 nucleotides. Its product is annotated as thioredoxin M-type, chloroplastic-like. Gene Ontology annotation, cellular component: cytoplasm. The record is from RefSeq and is a predicted model, not a curated record. The transcript is spliced from 3 exons. Lineage: Eukaryota; Viridiplantae; Streptophyta; Magnoliopsida; Fabales; Fabaceae. Bases 176 to 685 code for a protein of 169 amino acids. Gene Ontology annotation, molecular function: protein-disulfide reductase activity.